Molecule: messenger RNA, 882 nt
Organism: Fusarium poae
Lineage: Eukaryota; Fungi; Ascomycota; Sordariomycetes; Hypocreales; Nectriaceae
Exons: 2
Coding region: 1-882 (293 amino acids)
Cellular component (GO): membrane
Source: RefSeq, a predicted model, not a curated record
AUGGCCGACCCUUCUUACGACGCCGAUGCGUUUGACUUCAAGCUCUACCGCUACGGCCCAUCACUCCCAGCCGCAGUCGUUAGUGUUGUUAUUUUCGCCAUUCUCACAGCAGCUCACGCAUGGAGAUUAUUCCGUGUACGGGCUUACUACUUUACGGCUUUUACAAUCGGUGGCCUCUUCGAAACGAUAGGUUACGCUGGUAGAAUAUGGAGUCACUUCGAUAAAGAAUCCAUCGGCGGCUUCGUUGUACAAGCCAUUCUUAUCCUCGUCGCCCCUGCCCUCUUCGCCGCAUCGAUUUACAUGAUCCUCGGCCGAUUGAUACGAACCAUUGGCGGGUCUCACUUAUCGCUUAUACCCGUGCAAUGGGUUACACGCAUUUUUGUGACGGGCGAUGUCAUCGCGUUUGGUCUACAAGCUGGUGGUGGAGGCAUUCAAUCUGCUGGUACAUUGGAGCUCUAUGAGUUGGGCGAAAAGAUUAUUAUUGCUGGUCUAUUCGUCCAGAUUGUCGUCUUUGGCUUCUUCGUUGUCACGUCGUUCCUUUUCCACUGGCGAUUGACCAAGUGUCCUACCCCCGAAUCUUUGCGAGGUGUCGUGCCGUGGAGGCGAUACUUGUACGUUCUUUACGUAUCGAGUUUCCUUAUCCUCGUCCGAAGUAUUUUUCGAGUGGUGGAAUAUCUACAGGGUAACAAGGGAUAUCUCAUUUCACAUGAGGUCUACUUGUACGUGUUUGAUGCUAUUCUGAUGGCUCUUGUCAUGGCUAUUCUUGUGGUCUGGUAUGUCGAGUCUUUGCAGAUGAAUAUCAAGACAUCGGAUGCCGAGAACGUGGAAUUGUCGGCCUAUGAGACUUUUGAACUCAGCGACGACCGUCAGCGACGGAAAUAG